GUCUCACCAACACGAUACGUUCAAGCGGUGGCAGCAAUGGCUGGUCUGAAGUUUUCCUUUGUUUUCGGGUUGGUAGUUGCGGUCGCUUUUGCUUUCCCUCAACCAAAUGGCGAUGAUUCAGCGGUGGCGGUUAGUCCCGAGGCUCCAGUUGAAGGCGAGUCGGUCGACACACGUUAUCGACCUGUUCAUCGUCCUUAUGGUUAUGCUGGCCAACAAUAUGGAAGUAAUUACUACAGCAAUCAGCAAUACGAAAGCCAUUACAGCAGCCAACAGUACGGACAUUCUUACGGUCAUCAAAAUUACGGAUAUGAACAGCCUUAUUAUGGCCAUUACGAUCGUCCUUACGGAUACGGUUACAAUGGAUAUCCUGGAUAUUACGGAAGGCCGCAAGGCAUUCUGGGCACUGUAGGAAACGUGUUGGAUGGACUGUUGGGUCUGCGUGAAGGUGAAAAGAAACAAACGGCUGAUGGCGUCGUUGCUCCCGCCGACGCGCAGCCGGAGGCUGCUGCUGUAAUUGACUCCGCACCAACUUCGCAAACCGCCAGCGGUGGCGAUGGAGUCAUUUUCCAGUGAACAGAAACACGGCAAGAUUUUGAAUCACGAUUCUCAUCAUGCGUCCAAUUA
Molecule: messenger RNA, 624 nt
Organism: Daphnia carinata
Lineage: Eukaryota; Metazoa; Arthropoda; Branchiopoda; Diplostraca; Daphniidae
Exons: 4
Coding region: 37-573 (178 amino acids)
Source: RefSeq, a predicted model, not a curated record